AAAAUCCAGAGCAGCGCGAGGGGGAGUGACUCCAAGCGCGAGACACACACACACCGGGGCACCACGCGACUCCAGUUCAAACAAACCAGCGCGAGCCUCUGCAAACAGGAGCCGCUGCGUUUUCACGCUCUUACCGGUUAUGUAUUAGGUAUUACUGCACGUCUCCGAAAACGCAUUGGCGUUAGACUCUUGUGUUUGAAUAGGGUGUAUUGUGGCUGCUGGUGUAUUUUGAUUGAGGGGAAGCAUGCAGGCUCUCUAUCCCAGUAGCGGAGCCGUGAGGUGGGUCAGCCACUGAAUACGGUCCUGGACGUCCCAAAGACUUGCACGAGACCAUCUGAUCCCAGCUGAAGUGGAAUCCCUUUGAGCGAACACCACCGGACAAGCGCGUGUGUGUAAGAGAGAAAGCGAUAGUGUGUGUGUGUUGCCAUGGCUUUCACACUUUCGGAAAUCAUGGCAGCCCGACGACAGCAGCAACAGUCUCAGAGAGGAGGAAGAGGAGUGGUGGAGGUGGAUGAAUACAGCGCCAACCCGACUCAAGCCUUCACCUUCUACAACAUCAACCAGGGUCGCUUCCAGCCGCCCCACGUCCACAUGGUAGAUCCGUUACCCCAUGACACCCCCAAGCCCCCGGGCUAUACGCGGUUUGUCUGUAUCUCCGACACACACUCGCGCACUGACACUAUUCAGAUGCCGUACGGUGACGUCUUACUGCACGCUGGAGACUUCACAGAGCUCGGCCUGCCCAGCGAAGUCAAGAAGUUUAAUGACUGGCUCGGCACUCUGCCCUACGAGAUAAAAAUCGUUAUAGCUGGGAACCACGAGCUGACAUUCGAUCAGGAGUUUAUGGCAGACCUGAUAAAGCAGGAUUUCUACUACUUUCCUUCAGCCUCCAAACUCAAGCCGGAGAACUACGAGAACGUUCAGUCCCUGCUCACCAACUGCAUCUACCUGCAGGACUCUGAUGUUACCGUCAGGGGCUUCCGCAUCUACGGCUCACCGUGGCAGCCAUGGUACUACGGCUGGGGUUUUAAUCUACCACGAGGACAAGCUCUGCUGGACAAGUGGAAUCAGAUCCCAGAUUCCACGGAUAUUCUUCUCACACACUGCCCUCCUCUGGGUUUCUUGGACUGGGUGCCCAGGAAGAUGCAACGUGUUGGCUGUAUGGAACUGUUAAACACCGUCCAGAGGAGAGUUCAGCCCAAACUACAUGUAUUUGGACACAUUCAUGAAGGUUACGGUAUGAUGACAGAUGGAACCACCACGUUUGUUAAUGCCUCGGCGUGCACGGUGAACUUCCAGCCUAUGAACCCGCCAAUCGUUUUCGACUUGCCCAAUCCCAGGAGCUCAUGAUUGAACUGAGACCCGCCCACCGCCACCUUCUUUCAAUCAGGGUCCCUUUCUUGAGCAUAUACGGAUGCUGCGUAGUGUAUAUAGAGCGAGCGAGAGACUCUAAUUUGGAUAUUCCCAAGGAUAUUUUCAUCCAUUUUUGUGCCAUGUGCCGCCCUCAGACACAAAAUACUGACACAGAUGUUUGAACUCUUUUUCUGAACUUGACUCUUGUGUUGCACUUGAAUCGGCGUGACAAUCGCGUGUACUUAAGGUCAUGGAAGCCAAACUUUCUCCUCAUUGGCUGGCACUUAUUUAAGGAAUUUAAACCUUGUAGCCUCAAUGGACCUCUGACUCGGGAAAAAAAAAUCUUUUUUUCUUUUGCUCUGGAGUCACUCUUGAAAGUUACAGGAUGUGCCCAGAAGAAACAGUGCUUUGGUGCAAACAAGUUUGUUCAGGGUCUUUACCAUUUCCCUCUUUCUCUCUCUCUCAGUCUCAGUCUCUCAUUCUGCUUUUUCCUAUCUGCUCUGUUGUUAUAUGUUACUCUUUUGAACUUGAGGCCAUGUUGGAUUAUACACUGGGAGAAAUAAAUUGGCCCUAAACAGGAAUGUAAUGUUUAAAAUAGAAAUGGGAAAAAGAAACAAAAAAUGUGUCAGAAUUAGUGCUGUCAAACGAUUAAUCGCGAUUCAUCCAAAAGAAAAGUUUACAAAAUAUAUGUGUAUUAUUAUAUGUGUAUAUAUAUAUAUAUAUAUAUAUACACAUAAUAAAUAUACACAGUACACACACAUAUAUUAUGUAAACACAAACUUUUCUUUUGGAUGCGAUUAAUCAUUUGACAGUACUAGUCCGAAUAUUUUCCUGUGUUCUCCGCUUUUUCACACCUUCUUUGUUGUUCGAUUUACUGUAAUCGUGUAAAACUGUGAGUGUGUUUUCAAGCAAAUGGUCCUUUACUAAAGCAGUGUGGACUUUUACAGUAGUUUGAAGUGUUUAAGGUCAAAUAUUUAAAAUUUAUUCUAAAGCGUGCCGUUAAUGUCCCUCCUCCGAAUAUCAAAGACUCGUCAUGCGCGCAAAGUGCGCUUUCGCAUAACAAGAAUACGUUGCACUUUGAUCCACAUGCUCCCCACUAUAAUUUAUUAACAUUCCUCCUGGCGAUAAUUUAUUCCCAUGUGUUUUACAGCUCUUCAGCAUUAACUGUGUGUGGCAUUAGGCCUAAUAUGACGGUUCUGUUAGAUGUGCAGAGGGUUUUCAUCUCUUCCAUAUAAAUGGAUGAAUAAAAAUGAACAAAUCGAACAAAUUAUCACUCUGCGUGUGUGUGCGUGCGUCUGUGGACUCCUGUGUGUUCAUGCACAAUCAAUUGCUCCUCUUUCAUAGCCCGAGGAAAAGAAAGCAUCAGAAGACGGAGAGAUCGAAGAGAUAAAAAGAAAAAUAUUGGAAACGCCAACUAGGAAGGAUGAGCUGAUGUCUGGGAGACGGAUUUCUGUCUCAUCUUUAUUUAUUUUUAAGGGUUUCUUGCUGUUUGUACACUUGUUUGCAUUCGGUCAGAGGUGCUUCGCACUAUCAUGUGGCUUUCCUUUUUUUUUCCUCUCCAUUCAUUCGUCCCUGUAUUGUGGGCCUUUUCUUUGAAGACAUUGUCAUCAGGUUUACUGCUGUGCUCCAGUUAUUUUUUCCCAGCAUGCUGUUCUGAAUUUCCAAACAGAUUUUGUGGAUUGUUUGUUAAUUACUUGUAUUUGUGAAAUUUCAGUGCUAAAGAUAUCAUUCUUUUUGGUCAGUUAAUUUUAUGCCAUCUAAAGAGUUAUGGUGUUGAAUAAAUUCUAGCAGAGAGGAGUUCUCUGUCGAAACUG
Messenger RNA from Ctenopharyngodon idella (grass carp), 3167 nucleotides. RefSeq names its product metallophosphoesterase domain containing 1 (gene mpped1). Bases 427 to 1350 code for a protein of 307 amino acids. The transcript has 7 exons. Gene Ontology annotation, molecular function: hydrolase activity. The record is from RefSeq and is a predicted model, not a curated record. Lineage: Eukaryota; Metazoa; Chordata; Actinopteri; Cypriniformes; Xenocyprididae.